AUGUCAAUAAAAAAAUCAUCUAUUGUGCCAAAGGAAGUAUUUGGGGUGCAAGGUUCAUUGGGAAAUGGAGUACAAUUUUUGAAUGAAGUGGAUUUUAUGUAUGUAGCAAGUCAUUGUUUGGUUAAAAAAAAUCUGGUUGAUAUGAAAGCACCUGGACACAUAAUUAGUGGUAGCUCAUCUAUGUGCGGCAUUUCUGCCAUUACUCUUAGUUUAGACAAAAAAAUCCUCGCAAUAGCUGAGUUUGCAAAAAUUCAACAAUUCCAGAUUGAUGAAGUAGUCGCCACAAUAAAUCCAACAAUAAGUAUAUACAGCACUUCGAAACUUUCAAAAAUGCUAACUUUGAUAAGCACAUUGCUUGGAUCACACAAAUAUGUUUCAUUAUCUUUCACUUGUGAUGGAAAACAAAUUGCUGCAUUGGUUGGCUCACUUGAAUGGGAAUUAGAACUCUGGCAUGUUGUAGGAACCAAAGUGGUGAAUCCUAUCAAAAUUGUUACAACAAACCACACAAUUCCGUAUCAGGUACAAUGUUGUCCAAGCAACAAGCUUUGGCUCUCCGUGUGUGGCGAUGGAUUUGCAAAAACGUACAAGAUAGUUAACAAUGUCAUGCAACAAGUUUCAACAGAGUACUCAAACCUGCAGGGUUGCAAGGUGCUUUGCCAGGCUUGGGUUCCAUCGUUUGAUGUGGCCGAGGACACAAGCAACGACUCACAGAAGAACAAUAACAACAACAACAACAUCAGCAAUGGCAAAACAAAAGACACCCAAAAAGCCGAAACAAUGAAGAGUUUGGAUCAGAUUGGGAAGAGCACCAAGGACAAUGCUUCAGUGAAAUGUGCUUGCGUUUACGGUCUUGACUCAGGGGAGCUUUUGCAUGUUGACAAUGGAAAGAUUGUUGCAAGAAUACCGAUGCAAAACUGUGGAGAUCAAGCACGUGUAGCCCAUUCGAUUCUACAAUAUUCGAAGGGGCUGAUUUGUGGUGAAAGUGGGGCCAUUUCCAUGUAUGACUACGACAAAGCUCUGAAAACCUACAGGAAGGUCAGGUCGGUGAAAGUGGAGGAGUCCAACGGUCGAGUUUGCGGGUUGGCGUUGUCACCCACCGAGGAUGUGUUGUUGUGCUCACUGUCAAGCAACCACAUUAUCCACCUCUUUCUCCGAGAUGUGGACACCAUGUCCUCUGAUUCCGUUUCGCAUUUAGUCCACACUCAGUCGUACCAUCAAGCAUUCAUAACAGGCAUGGACACAUGUCUGCUCAAACCAUUUGUGGUCACAUGUAGCAAGGAUAACAGUGUGCGCGUGUGGAACUAUGAAGAACAUUCGUGCGAGAUCAUGAAGUUUUUCCCAUCUGAAGCAUUGUCCAUUGCCGUCCAUCCAACUGGGUUGCAUCUGCUGCUUGGAUUUCCCGACUGCUUGUACCUGUUUGAUAUGCUCGUGAAUGAUUUGAGAGUAUGGAGAGAGUUUUUGUCGGUGAAGGGGUGCACUAACUGCGCCUUCAGUCGCGGAGGACAAUACUUCGCAGCUGCGACUGGCACCACUGUUCACAUUAUCUCAACUUACACCGGUCAUGUUAUUGGUCAUUUGCGAGCCCAUAUAAAUAAGGUGAGAAGCAUCUGGUGGGCAUAUGAUGACUUCAGUAUAGUGACUGCGGGUUUGGAUGGGGCUAUAUAUGAAUGGGACCUAAAGACAUGCAAGCGAAGUCGUGAGAUCGUCAUUAAAGGUUGCCCGCAAACUUGUGUGAUAUGUGACAAGAAUUCCAAUGUGUUUCUCAGCACUGCUUCAGAUUGUAAACUUCGGGAGCUGGAUGAUGGGGAAUUACUUCGGAUAAUUGAAAGCAAUGUGAACCUCACACAGAUUAAACAAUUCGUAGGAGGUAGCCUGAUAAUUGCAGGCACGGAGCAUGGAGCUCUUCGUGCUUAUCUGUAUCCUCUCACAGGCAUGAUCUUGCAUCUGGAAGACUUUCCCCCUGACAGCUUCUCACUGUGCACGUAAAAUUGGUAUUAAAAUUUCGUGCUUGUAAAGUGAGUAUUGGAUAUUGAAGCACUUUUCUGUGUACGAAGAUUCAUCGACCAAAAGCAAGACAUAUGUAAAUUGAUACACAGGUAGCCUUUGUGUUACAUGUACUGCUUGUUAUGAUAAUAUGGAGCGUUGGACGUCAGGCCACAGGAGAAUUUCAAGAAGUGAAGGUAUUUGCGACGUCAACAGUCGAAGUCUGCAUGAGCAUCGACAACCGCUUAUUCUGCGCAUCUGAGGACGGGACGAUGAUAAUGUUUGAAAUGCACAUCCCUGGCCCUCAGCGAACUGCUCGGGCCAAUACCAAUACAUUACCAUGGUGCAGUCAGGUGUUGAUCUCCAGGGUUGAUUUACAAGAUUGCAUAAACAGGGCCCAGGAGCUUGAAACAAAGGUGUCGCCUGCAACUUGGAUUUUAUUCAGUACUACACAAGAAACUUGCUUCAGAAUGAUUGUGUUUCAAAAAUAGCUCCUAUGCAACCACCACUGAACCUGGCGUAACAACUUCAUGCUGCUGGAAAGCCAUGCUAUGUGUAUGGAGGGCUUCUGGAGCCUUAAUUACGUAGGUCGAAAUCCAUGCACUAAGUCACUAGACACAGGAUGAGCAAGUGAGCCUACCCUAAAAUUGUCGAGCAUGACGAACACCACCGGGAGUCUUACUCGUAAGCUGUUCAACCGGGGAUUAGUCAUGAGUGAUGUAAUUCCAUCUUUAAACUGGCUUUUCUAUGUACAUGAAUGCA
This is a messenger RNA of Physcomitrium patens, 2745 nucleotides long. RefSeq lists its product as uncharacterized. Gene Ontology annotation, molecular function: protein binding. Lineage: Eukaryota; Viridiplantae; Streptophyta; Bryopsida; Funariales; Funariaceae. The record is from RefSeq and is a predicted model, not a curated record.